AUGAACGGAGCAGGAAAUAUUGAUUGCAGAAAAUGGGAGGACGUCUACUUGAUGCAUAUUUCAAACCAGUGCCCGGCAGAUAGCAUUUCAAUCAAGGGAACUUUGUUCUUAACAGACCACGGAUCAAAAGUAAGUAUUCACUGGGUACCCCAUCAUGAUCAAGAUUCGUCAUUAUCCCAAGAAGAUAGAAAAGGUUAUGAAAUCGAUAUUAAGGAUAUGGAUUUUCUUGUUAUACGAAAGGCCCCAUGCUUUCCUUGCCGUGGAGUGUAUUUAUCCCUAAAAUCACAAAAACCUUAUGGCCCAUUCGAGUUCCGUAAAGGUGGUUCAAGUUCAUUUUUGCGAAGUUUGAGUACUUUGGCUGAUGUUAAAAGAUGUCAUGAUGAUGAGAAUCGGUACAUUGUUAGACCUCGUCCACAACAUAACUUUACUUCUAAUUACCAUCUUCCUGAUCCUCUUGUGCAAAACAAACGUCAUUUCAGUUCAGCAAGAGUAGAAGCGGAAGGGCUGAUUGGGUCCCCUUUUUCUGGCCAAUUAGGUGCUUCAUUAAGAAAUAUUGGAAUACAUGUCAACUCAAUUGUUAGCACUAUAUUAUCACCUAAUUUAAUCGAUGAAAAUAUAGCUCCAAAUAACGGCUCAUCUGAAGAGUAUUUUGCAAAAUGUAUUGCAGAAGAUCUACAGAAAAUCGAAGCUGCACGUUUAAGAACUACCGAUGAUGAAGGAGGAUUCGCUGUUGUUGAACGAAGACCAAAUCCUAUUUUUCUUCCACCAAUGCCCACUGUUCAGCGUUCCCUUCCACUGAAUAUGACCCAAUGGAAAAAGUCACUAGAUCCAGAAGGUCGUGUAAAUCGACCUGAAAAUUUACGUGAAAUAAUAUUCAAUGGUGGUAUUGAAAAUGAUUUAAAACCGAUAGUAUGGAAGUAUUUACUCGGUUAUUAUCAAUGGACUUAUACAGCGGAAGAAAAUGAAAGAUUAAAAGUUGAAAAAAGUCGUGAAUACCACAUCUUGAAGACAUUUUGGAAGUCAAUGUCCCCUGAUCGAGAAGCUAGGUUUGCAUUGUUUCGUGAUCGUAAAUGUUUUAUUGAUAAAGACGUUCCACGUACUGAUCGAAAAACUGAUUUCUACUCAGAUGAUAGUCAUGGAAAUUUGACACGUCUUUCAGAUAUACUUAUCACGUAUACUAUAUAUAAUAUGGAUUUCGGUUACUUUCAAGGAAUGAAUGAUUUACUCGCAUUAAUACUUUAUGUUAUUAAAGAUGAAGAAGAUUCUUUUUGGUGUUUUGUUGGUUUAAUGAAUAGACUAGAGUCUAAUUUCAAUGGUGAACUCAAUGCAGUCAGAGAACAAUUUAAUCAAUUAUUUUCACUGAUUGAAAUAGUUGAUCCAACUUUCAGUGAAUAUCUUGAAUCAAAAAGUGCCAAAGAAAUGCCGUUUUGCUUUCGCUGGUUGUUAAUUCAUUUCAAACGAGAAUUCUCAUACAAAGAUACUAUGACUUUAUGGGAGGCGUUUUGGACAGAUUAUCGGACUAAGAAUUUCCAUAUCUUUUUCGCUGCCGCCAUACUUUUGACUCAAAGAGAUAAUAUCAUGAAUAGAAAAUAUGAUGCAAACAGUAUAUUAAAGCAUGUGAAUGAACUAUCCAUGAAGAUUCCACUGGAAGACUCUAUAAUUCGUGCUACAGCCUUGUUAGGCCAGCUGGAACAAGUGUCUGAUUCUUUACCACAUUCUGUGCAGGAUAUUAUUCAUGGACAGUCUUUAGCAACGUCUAGACAUGUUAAUGUCUACAAAGAAGAAAAUACCAGUUGUACAGAGCAUUCAUCAUCUAUUUAUGAUUAUUCACCAACUUUGUUAAAUGAGCAACUAGAAGUAUUAAUGGAUAAUGAAAUGUUUGAUCCAAAUAAAGAUAUAACUAAUCAGUCAAUUUUAAUGAUCCCAUCUAAUAGUAGUAGACAAUUCUUCUAG
This is a messenger RNA of Schistosoma margrebowiei, 1953 nucleotides long. Lineage: Eukaryota; Metazoa; Platyhelminthes; Trematoda; Strigeidida; Schistosomatidae. The record is from the annotation of a GenBank genome assembly.